Molecule: messenger RNA, 1023 nt
Organism: Racocetra persica
Lineage: Eukaryota; Fungi; Glomeromycota; Glomeromycetes; Diversisporales; Gigasporaceae
Source: the annotation of a GenBank genome assembly
UCGGACAUCAGCUAACUCAAGCUGGGGGACAAGACGCAGUGACACCUCUUGAGCCUACAGAAGGCCGAUGGGUUCCUGGCAUGAUAAAUAAUAUUCCUAGAGGAUCAGACGACCUUAUACCAAUUGAAGUGGUUCAACGUAAAGUGAAAGCUCUUCUGAACAAAUUGACAUUAGAAAAAUUCGAUAGUAUAUCGGAUCAAAUUAUUGAUCAUGCAAAUAAAUCUAAAUAUGAAAGAGAUGGUCGCAUACUUAAAGAGGUUAUUCGACUUACCUUUGAGAAAUCUUGUGAUGAGCCAAACUUUAGUCAAAUGUAUGCACAGCUUUGUCGUAAAAUGAUGGAAAGAAUUGAUAUGGAAAUAGUGGAUGAGAAUGUUAAAAACUCCGAGGGUAAACCUGUUCAAGGAGGCACAUUAUUCAGGAAAUAUCUACUAAAUAGAUGCCAAGAAGAUUUCGAAAAAGGCUGGAAAGUGAAUGUUCCAGUUCCUUCUAAUGAUAAAGGUGAGCCUGACCUUAUGUCAGAUGAAUACUAUACUGCGGCUAAAGCAAAAAGACACGGUCUUGGUUUAAUACGCUUUAUUGGUGAACUAUUUAAGUUGAAUAUGCUUACUGAGCGCAUCAUGCACGAGUGUAUUAAAAAGCUGUUAACAGUCCAUGGAGUUCCUGAAGAGGAGGAAAUGGAAAGCUUGUGUAAACUCAUGACGACAGUAGGACAACAACUUGACCAUACGAAGGCGAAAACACACAUGGAUGCCUACUUCCUUCGUAUGGAAGAUAUGUCCAGAAAUAUGAAGUUGUCCAGCCGUAUUAAAUUUAUGAUUAUGGAUGUUAUUGAUCUUCGAAAUAAUAACUGGGUGCCGCGACGCGAUAACAACGCACCUAAGACUAUAGCUGAAAUUCAUGAAGAUGCUGCCAAGGCAAAAGAAGAGGCAGAAAUUUUAAGACGAGCUGCAAGUUCAGGUGGACGAGGAAUGCCUAAAAUGGCAGAUCAAAUAUCACGUAGCAGCUCUGGUCGCCGUGACAGAA